Molecule: messenger RNA, 2778 nt
Organism: Nothoprocta perdicaria
Lineage: Eukaryota; Metazoa; Chordata; Aves; Tinamiformes; Tinamidae
Gene: POLR3G
Product: RNA polymerase III subunit G
Exons: 9
Coding region: 967-1626 (219 amino acids)
Biological process (GO): cell population proliferation; transcription by RNA polymerase III
Cellular component (GO): RNA polymerase III complex
Source: RefSeq, a predicted model, not a curated record
CCCGGUUUUAAAAGCAUGCAUGUGUGCUUUGGUCUCAUCCCCGAAUUUGCUUUCUCAUCUGCAGGAGGAGUGAGGCGGGAACUCCCUGUGCAGGGAGAGGCACCCGAGGCAUCUCUCGUGGCAGCGGCGCGUGGAGCUGCGGCCCUCCUUAGGUCGUUGUGAAGCUCCCCACUUUAUGGUAGUAGACAUGCAUGGUAGACAGAAAAGUCUCUUCUAAUCCAGGAGGAACACCAGAAAAAAAAAGAAGUCAAGAGCUUCYCUAAAGCUGCUGAAACUGCUGACCUGGACUGUGACGAGUUCUCAGGCUUGUUACUGCUUGUAACUGCACAUUAGGCUAAUUCACCGUUUCAAGAAAAUCUUGUGUAGAGGUGGUUUUUACAGCAGCAUCCKAAAACUGGGCUCUAUAUUUUCUGUGUUUAAAUAACGUUCCCUUCCGCCCUAGCAGCUUGUCUCUCACAUCACUCUUCUGUUUUUCUUCUGUAGGUGGUUUCUUGUUUUCCACAYCAGGAUUGUACAUGUUUGGGACUGCUCUAUUUCUUCUGUCUUUCUUCAUUCUGCCAGGCUCACAUCUUGUUUUUUAUCCUCUUUUCAAUGAAACUUGAUGCUUCUGAUGCUUCUUUUUAUUGUUUUUUGAGAUAAUUAAGUGCUCAGUCUUAGGGUUUUUUUUUUUUUUAAUUUGUUCCCUUUCCUAAAAUGACUUAUUUAGGUCUUUAUUUUUAGAGAGGUUUCUGUGUUGUUUCAACUACAAUGUGUUGUCUUAUCCAUGUAAAGUUUAUUCCUGAGGAAAGUGGUAAACCAGAAAAUAUUGCAUGAAUCUUUUUCUUUUUGUGCUGACAUUUAAUUAGAAGGCAUUGAUUGCAUUAUAAGAGCUUAAUCUGAAGUAUGAAUUCCUUUGUUCUCAUCUAUAUUCUCUGUUUGAUUCUCUCUUAUCCAGGACAACUGUAUGAAAAGCUGUAGGCAGUGCAGAUGGCGGGGUCGGGCAGAGGAAGAGGCCGAGCUGCGUUUACCUUCAACAUCGAGGCCAUUGGCUUUGCCAAAGGGGCCUCUCUGCCCGAGGUAGCGUGCAAGCCCCCACCCCUGUUCCCUAGUACAGACAAUAAGCCAGUGCCCCUGAAAACAGGAGAAGACGAAGAUUACAUGUUGGCCUUAAAACAAGAUCUUAGAGGAACUAUGAAAAAAAUGCCUUAUUUUUUGGCAGUAGAAGAAGAUCAUGAAGUAAUAGAAAGAUACAGUAAAAAGUACCGGGAGAUUGAAAAGGAGCGUGCAGCAUGGAUCCCAGAUUGGCGAAGACUCCCAAGAGAGAUGAAACCAAGCAAAAAGACCAAGAAAGCAGGUACAAAACUAAAAAAGGCAAAAAGCUCUGCACCCUCUCAGCCUAAAAGUAAUCUGGAUAUGUUGAAAAAAAUUGAGGAGUUAGAAAAGAAGGAUGAGGAAGAAGAAAAAUCUGAAGAUGAGAAAGAGAAAGCCAAAGAUAAAGAAGGUGAAGAUGAUGAAGAGGCAGAAGAACCAGAAGAAUAUGAUGAAGAGGAACAUGAAGAGGAAAAUGACUACAUUUCUUCGUACUUCGAGGAUGGAGAUGAUUUUGGUGCUGGCAGUGACGACAAUAUGGAUGAAGCAACAUACUAGCUAGUGUUGCUUAGGGAAUACAACAUUCAAGCCUUAUCCCUUCCCCUAAAUCUGGAGGUAGGCAGGGUAUCACUGAUGGAGCUAACAGUUUAGCUGUUUUUCAUUUUAAAUAACAUACUGAACAUUUUAUUAUUUUACUGUUGCUAUAAAACAGAGCACUAGAUCCCAUGUUUUGUUUUUUUCUUGCCAAGUUUGGCAGACAUGAGCCAUUUUAAGGUUCCCUGGAAUAGCUAGCAUUGGAAUAAGCUAUGUACUAUUGUGUUGCCUCUGCACAGAAAAAAGAAUGUAUGCAUUUUAAUGGAACUGUGCCUAAGCAUUUGCACUAGUCAGUUCUAUGCUUUAGAAAUCAAACCUUGAAAACAAUGAAAUACUUGAUGACUCGAACAAAAUAAAGAUAGGGCCUUUAUGGAUAAACUGCUCAUAUUUAAGAGCUGCCUUCUCUGAAGUAACUUAUAUAACUUCUGAAUUCAGGUCACUGAAAAAAGCUAACCACUAAGCACUUUAUUAAACUGACUUGAAAGUACCUUAAUAAUAUGGACUAACAAUGAGAUGAGAGAAUAUAAGAGUUGUUAUUUUAUCAGCAGAAUUAUACUGAGCAUUUUGGUCAAGAGGCAAAGUACAUAUUUAAGAGUAUUAAUACUUUUAUGAACGGAUUCAGAAAGUAACAGUUAAGAGCAAUUUCAUUAAAAAUAUGUGGUUGAUUAGAAAAAUAAAAAGGAAGCCUAGUAUUAACUAGUGGUAUUAAAAGAGACACCUCAAUUUCUCCACCUGUUAAGGAGAAUACUAAUUCCUACCUCACAGAUCUGUUAAGUGAAAGGGAAUUUGCUAGCUAUCCAAGUGUCAAUGCAUUUAUUUUCUUUCCUAUAAAACAACAGAUAAGCAAAUCAGCAAGGAGGACAAAAAGGUAGGAAAAGGUGGUCGAGUACUUUGACACUUUAAGUCUUAAUUGGGAAAACAAGGCAAGAGUGCUGAGAACAGCCAAACUGAAUUUCUCAAAGCAAUUACAUUUAAGAAUACAGAUAAUCUGCUCCUGAGAGAAGAGAGUUGAGACACAGGUACCAUUCUCUAUAUUCCAUUUUCCCUCAAUGACACAAACUGCUUUACUGAUUUUUUCUACCUGGGUAAAUUUACUGGUUAGUAGGAACAGAAUGU